AUGGCGGCUCACCUAUUUGCGGUCCUGCUGUGGUGCGCUGUACUUCUUCCUGACCUCUUUGCAGUGCCGUCUUUGCCGACGAUCACCUGUGGAAAGGACAGCGUGGCGGUGGCAGCGAGCCUAGGUGUCCAGCACAUCAAUGGAAAGCACAAUCAUGGGUUCAGGUUUAAGCUGCAGGAGGUCCAGAGCAGCAAAUAUCAACAGGUAUCAGGAGGUUGCCAUAUAGAUGUGAAUGUGAAGCUUGUGCAGACCAAAUGUCACUUCACCAACCCCAAACCUGAUGACCAAUGUGAGCUGUGGCGACGGGAUGAACGGGGUGCAGUGGCCACUUGCAGUAUUGAAUUUUGGGUUAUGUGGGGCGUGGCCAAAGUCACCAGACACGAAUGCACCACCAGGCCAGAACUUUCCAAUGAGGAGAUUGUGACCAUUUGUCCCCACUGCCCCGAGUUGUUACCUCUGGAAGACCCGACGGCCAUGAAGGCUGUGCAUGCCGCUGUGGACAAGUUCAACCGGGAGAGCGAACACCAGAAUUACUUCACCCUAAUGGAAGUGGCUCGCGUGACAAUGGGGUACAUUGCAACGAUCGGCACGGUUACCUGGCUCAAGUUCGCCCUGGUGGAGACGACGUGUCCUAGAGGGGCCAGGAAUACUUUUGUGGCCUGCAUGCCUCUUUGUCAAGACAGAGCUCGUCAUGUCUUUUGCCAAACUUCAUAUUACAACUUGCACAGACAAGUGGGAGAACUUGACUGUGAAUUGUAUCUACCAAAAAAUCCGGGCCCCCACCCGACCGGUGUGCCAGAGCCCGUGUGCAGGCCAUUGUUCCACCAAAGUCCGGAAGCUUGUGUUUGCAAGGAGCGGCUGAACAACCCCAAUCCAUCCAUUCACCACAUUUGCCCCUUCCCGCUUAAGUGA
Molecule: messenger RNA, 912 nt
Organism: Phycodurus eques (leafy seadragon)
Lineage: Eukaryota; Metazoa; Chordata; Actinopteri; Syngnathiformes; Syngnathidae
Product: alpha-2-HS-glycoprotein-like
Exons: 7
Coding region: 1-912 (303 amino acids)
Biological process (GO): negative regulation of endopeptidase activity
Cellular component (GO): extracellular region; extracellular matrix; blood microparticle
Molecular function (GO): cysteine-type endopeptidase inhibitor activity
Source: RefSeq, a predicted model, not a curated record